Molecule: messenger RNA, 984 nt
Organism: Scophthalmus maximus (turbot)
Lineage: Eukaryota; Metazoa; Chordata; Actinopteri; Pleuronectiformes; Scophthalmidae
Product: trace amine-associated receptor 13c-like
Exons: 2
Coding region: 1-984 (327 amino acids)
Biological process (GO): G protein-coupled receptor signaling pathway
Cellular component (GO): membrane
Molecular function (GO): trace-amine receptor activity
Source: RefSeq, a predicted model, not a curated record
AUGGAGGCCCUGGAGGAAGCUGAACUCUGCUUUCCCCAACUCAACACCUCCUGCAAGAGGGCGAUGCUUCCUCACUCAGAGCUCAUCUACACCGUGUUGUCCUGCAUCACUCUGCUCACUGUGGUUCUUAACCUGCUGGUCAUCAUCUCUAUCUCACACUUCAGGCAGCUCCACACCACCACCAACCUCCUCCUGCUCUCUCUGGCUGUUGCAGACUUUUGUGUGGGUCUCCUGCAGAUUCCAAUUCUAUUUCUCCACAAUCAAGGCUGCUGGUACCUCGGUGACAUUAUGUGUGCUGUACAUUACUUCUUGGGUUUCAUCGUUAUCAGCGUCUCUGUAGGAAGCAUGGUGCUCAUAUCUGUUGACCGCUAUAUAGCAAUUUGUGAGCCCAUGUUCUACACCACCAAAGUUACUCUGAUGAGAGUGAAAGUAUGUGUUUGUCUGUGUUGGAUAUUUUCUACUGUCCACAGCAGUUGGAUCCUGAGGGAUUUCUUAAAACAACCCAACAUGUACAACUCCUGUUAUGGAGAUUGUGUAGUUGUGGUCAAUUUUGCUGAAGGACUUGUGGAUCUUGUUGUGACUUUAUUAGGCCCAAUUUUAGUCAUUGUAAUUUUGUAUUUGAGAGUCUUUGCCGUGGCUGUGUCUCAGGCUCGAGCCAUGCGCUCUCACGUUGCAGUCGUCUCACUUGAGCGAUCAGAGACUGUAAAAGCCAGGAAAUCUGAGACGAAAGCCGCCAGGACUCUCGGUAUUGUCGUACUCGUGUUUCUGCUCUGCUCUUGUCCAUAUUAUUGUUCUGCUGUUGCGGCUGAGAGCAACUUGGUCGGGGCGUCCUUUGCAUCCCUUCAGAUUUGGUUGUUGUACUUUAAUUCCUGUCUCAACCCUGUGAUCUAUGUUUUUUUCUACCCUUGGUUCAGAAAAACAAUCAAACACAUUGUGACACUGAAGAUACUGCAGCCUGGCUCCUGUGAGGCCAACGUACUGUAG